AUGCCAAGCCGAAGGGUGGAGGGCUUUUUAAGCAGUCUGACUGAGCAAGAGUACCACGCGAGUAGAGCGCGUUUCGAGAGGACUGAAGCCCGGGCUGCCAUCAUGAGUUACGAAGAGUUUUUGGAGCAGCUUGAGCUCCAAAAUCAGUGGGAAGCAGCCUCUCGUCGUGAUGAAGCUCGUAACAAUAGAGCUGAUCAUGCUGCCAAUGGCUUUGGAGGGUUUGAUUAUCUUGGGUCUUGGAUACCUUGUUCACGUAAGGCUCGUGAUCGCCAUGCGAGCGGUUCGUCCCAUGGUCAUGGUGAUCAUCGUGGCAUCAGUAGAAGAGACUAUGAGGCUUACUAUGGCGACGAGUCGUUGGCUGGAGAGUCCGACGGUUUCCACGCUGAAGGAGGGAGUGGCAACCUCGGUGCUCGUACUCAAUCUGGGGCGUUCAAUUCUUAUGGUCCAGCGCAUAGACAUACGGGAUACUCGACUGAGGACAUUGCAGACUUUGGAGGACGUGAUUAUCGUCACCGAGCGUCACCACCACCUCGACGUGGUGGAAUGUCUUUAGGCGAACGUUCAGCUGCACAGCCUUCACUCGCUGAUGCUAGCUCUCGUCAUAACGGAGGCCGGCAAGACCUUCCCUCGCAAGAUCGCGAUGAUAGCUAUGAUAGUGACGCUAGCUUUGCGAGCUCGAGUAGGCGCUACGAUGGACGACACAAUCCUGCAGGCCGUCGCCAUUAG
Molecule: messenger RNA, 726 nt
Organism: Letharia lupina
Lineage: Eukaryota; Fungi; Ascomycota; Lecanoromycetes; Lecanorales; Parmeliaceae
Exons: 1
Coding region: 1-726 (241 amino acids)
Source: RefSeq, a predicted model, not a curated record